AUGCGACACAGCGAAAAUACACAAGCUUCUGUUGGCGAAUCCACCAUGUCUGACUUCGACCCGGAGAACGAAGCACUUGUUUCAACGCGACAACUCGAUCGUAGCCAGGAGCUACCAAAUCUUCCAGCAUCCUUCCGACGACCAAGCACGGCAGGAAAAAGCCCUUCUCCACGUCUUGAUCCCGAGUAUACAAUCGACACAUCUGCUAUCAACCGUGCCUUUCCUGAAUUCUCCGAUGUCGAAUCGUCUCCUGACGACGAGACCGAAGAUGACUUUUCAAUCGAAAUUGGGCGAGGUGUGAAGAGCUCUGGUCGCAUUAGACGCGACGAUUCGCGCAACUCGAUGAUGAGCAUUGAAAAUAGCGUUCGCUCGUCUUCGCCGGCUAUCAGGCUUGAUUMCCCUGCCACAAGCACCCCACCCAAAUCAGCAAUGCGGAGCUCUUCAAAGCGAGCAGUCGCUGGAGAUACCCUACGCAAGGAUGCUCAGAUACGACGCGCGAGCCAGAUGCAAAAGGAAAACAUCGAUCCCCAGCCGCAAGCCAGUCGUUCCAAGAACAUGACUCGCUCUACUGAACCUCGUCAUACAUUAGCUGAAAUGCACGUUAGAGCACGAGAAACAUAUGAUGGAUCAUAUAUUAGCGACGAGAGACCUCAAAACGCUCCCGUCAACGCACGAACCACUCGGUUCGGAAAUGUCUCGGCUCAAGUUGCAGCCGCUAUGGAAUCAGCGUCGCGUAACACGCAGGCUAGCAACCCCCGCCGUGGCAAGCGUGAUCCUGCGCCGAACCCUACAUUUACUCUAGAUACCGUCACCAAUGGGUCAAUUUUGCUUCCAGACUUGCCGAACAUUUCGGAGCUAGUAUCCGGCGUCUAUGAAGAUGGGACUCCAGUUUUCACUCGUCAGACUAGGCCCCGUACAACACGAUUUGUCUCUCCUCCCGCUGAAGACAUGGAUCUAUCUCAGCCUCGUGGCCAUCUUCCAUUGAAAAAUGUGCCUAUCCCCGAGGAUGAAAAGGCUAUCUUCGUUUCCCUGAAGCUCUUGCAGGACAAGGUCGCGGACUUGGAAUUAGCAAGAUCUGAGGCAGAAAAGGAACUUGAAGACGCCCGCGAGGAGAACCAUCUUCUAAAAGCCGAAAAGUCGCGUCGGCAAAAGGAACAAUACGAUCGUCUCAAGUUAUUUGGAGGUGAGGAUGGCGAGCAACCUAGAGGCAGCACUAAACUACUGCAAGACAAGAACAGACUUGAAGCGAUGAAUUUGGCUUUGCAAAACAGGCUUGAUAUCGCUGAUAGAAAGGUUCAAGUCCAUGAAUCAGCAUUGAAGUCCCUGGCCCAAGAGCGGGAUUCUGCUGUGACACAGUUGGGGGUGGCUUAUUUGAAUACACAAGAAACAAAGCGAGAGAAUGAAGCUUUGAGGAAGGAAAACACGGAACUCAGGGCCCAGGUCAAAAAGUUGACUACGCUGACUCGGGAACUGAUCGGAAACGAGACCAACACACACCAAUCGCUUCCCAAGGAUCAACUAGAAACAGACCAUAUCACCAUGAGUACUGAUCCCAACGAAGGCAAUACGCAGAAGACAUCUGGGUCAAUGCGUGCUCGGCGCCAAACCAAGGAACAAGCCGUGCGCAUGAUCAAUGCUCCAAAAGACGAUCCUGAAAGCAGGGUGCUCGAGAGGGUGGAGAAGGAGAUAUCGAGACUAGAGAAACAACGUCAAGAUGAUGAACUAUUUUCUCUCAACCUGUCAAGGCCUACGACAGCAAAUUUGGAGUCCGCCACAAAAUCGACGAUGCCUUACAAAUCAGGAGAGGCCGAAAAUAGCAGGAAGGUACCCAACACCGGAAAGCAACGCAUCAAGCGCGUCAUUCUCGAGGAGGCCGACACCACAGAAAACUUCACCGAAGACCUUCGAGAAGAAACCAAGAAUCAUACCGGCGCUGCACAGGACUUUACAUUGCUGAGUUUCAUUGAUGAUCGAGAGAUUGCUAAACUACGCAGGCGGCUUGAAAUUGAAAGAGCUACACGCAAACAAAAUAAAUCGUUACCCGCAAGAGAGCAACCCUCAAUUACUUCUACAGCCAAGCGUGUAGCUUCAGAACCCCCGCGCAAGUCAUCGUUGAAAGAGCCUAAGGAGCCUGUUGUUCGCCCAUCCUCCGCGCUUGGUGAGGCUGUCGCAACUUCUAGACCCGAUCAAGAUGAUCUCGGCGAGGGUCCAUCUGGACGUCGCCGACGCCACUCUGACCACUCUUUUCAGAGUCAGAAUCGGCGAAAGAAAUUGAUCCCCGAUCUGACUUCGGCUUUCAUUCUCCCAGACAUCACUCUCCGCUACGCUGAAACUGCCAGAGAGCCGAUUCGUCUCUCAGAGUCUGCCCAGAAAGUUCUUGAUAGCGUUGCUGGUCACGAUGGCAGAAAUUGUACAGUUUGCAAGCGUCUUUUGCUGGAAGGAGUGACCCACAAUCAUGAUGAUGUUCACGUUACUGUACCAAAGCCAAUCCCAGUCUCUGAGCGUAUGCCCGAGCCAACUAUCUACAAUGAUGAACCAACUCUUCGUCCGUCUCGACCACCAGCAGAAGCGCUAGCUACUGUUCUCAAGAGUCUUGAGGACGAACUUUCCCAUCUUAAAAUGCAGUUGGCCGUAGCACAGCAGGCCUUUUCGAAGCACGACGCGUCUCUCGGCAAGCGACAGAGGAAGUCACUAAGCACCAAGAUCGAAAAGCUACUAAAAGAUAUUGAUACCAAAGCAGAUCAGAUAUAUGCAUUGUAUGACGUUCUCGAAGGACAAAAGCAAGACGGCCACGAAAUGACUGAAAAAGAAAUGGAGGUUACUCUACAGUCUAUUGGAAUUGAUGUUCAGGGCGUAGCCAGGCUCGCCGAUUUGACGGGCGCCAGUGACCAGUCGCUCCGUCGCAAAACAGUACACAACGUCAAGGACUUUGACGAUGAAGACGACGAGGAAUUGCCAUGGGAGGGAUUCGAGAGCACUGCCGAGAUGACGGGCCGUCAUACUUCACGCUCAAACUUUUAA
Molecule: messenger RNA, 3021 nt
Organism: Talaromyces amestolkiae
Lineage: Eukaryota; Fungi; Ascomycota; Eurotiomycetes; Eurotiales; Trichocomaceae
Exons: 2
Coding region: 1-3021 (1006 amino acids)
Molecular function (GO): microtubule binding
Source: RefSeq, a predicted model, not a curated record